This is a messenger RNA of Anguilla anguilla (European eel), 2192 nucleotides long. RefSeq lists its product as uncharacterized. The transcript is spliced from 4 exons. Bases 825 to 2147 code for a protein of 440 amino acids. Gene Ontology annotation, cellular component: plasma membrane. Lineage: Eukaryota; Metazoa; Chordata; Actinopteri; Anguilliformes; Anguillidae. The record is from RefSeq and is a predicted model, not a curated record. Gene Ontology annotation, biological process: potassium ion import across plasma membrane; regulation of monoatomic ion transmembrane transport. Gene Ontology annotation, molecular function: inward rectifier potassium channel activity.
UAUUAGCUUGUAUUUUUAGCUUCGCUCUUAAUGUAGGUGUGAGGAAAGAAACCUAGCACGCUCUGCAAUCACUGGUACCCAGGGGAAGUGCGCGUUCAUCAAGCGUGCAGCUAAGGCGAUAGUUCUCCGUACCCGGGACAAAAAAAGAAAACGAAGGACGGACAACGGCGCGCUAGACAGAGGUGGGGGGAGGGGACCGUGGAGGAAUUGGAAAUACGCGUUAGCUCGUGCCUGAGCUCCUCGCGUCUGGCUCUCUCGCUCCCUCUCUUUCUUCCCACAUUUGCACGGUGAGGUUUGAGGCUAAACGAACCCACGCUUAUCUGAUGAUUGCAUUUACCAUUUUGAAUCUGUUCGAUUUGGGACUCUUUCACUCACUGUAUGGGCGUCUUACUUUGGAAAGAAAGAGGCGCGAAAAUAGCUGUGGACUUUUUUUUUGAGCUUCCAAAUGACGGAUAAUUCUGAGGCAAUUGGCGUCCCAUUGUAAACUCGUAGAACACAAGUCGCGCGAUUGCAGUUUUCAGUUAACGUCGCGCAGCAAAUUCAAUAGAAGUGGUUUCGAACACUACAUAACCAGGACUGUCUUGUUAUUUCACAGUUGUACUUUUAAAUAGUAACUUUGUUGACUAAGGGGAGGAACCAGGCGCGUGGAUACAUUUUGCUGGUGCGGUCCAACCCUGGUUUUCAUGCGCCUCCCUUCGAGUGAGCUGUUGUUGGGAGAUUUCACACGACUCCUCGCUGUAGUCAUCUGUCUGACGAAACAACCCCCCAUCUGAUACGAUAAAGACCGGCCGGAGACCGUCGCUGUGGCCCCCGGCUUCUAGGCCAUGAGCAGCUUCCCGGGCAGGAUGGGGCAAGACGUGGAGAAACAGGGCCACAAGCUGCCCAAGCAGCACUGGAGCGACCCGAAGGACAAGGUGCCCACAGACCGAACCAUGGUGGUGGGGGGCACGGGGAGGGGCGGGGCCAACCGCGCCGAAACUGCCGGGGGCGUGGCCAAGAAGCGGCGGCAGCGCUACGUGGAGAAGGACGGCAAGUGCAACGUCCACCACGGCAACGUGCGGGAGACGUACCGCUACCUGACCGACAUCUUCACCACGCUGGUGGACCUCAAGUGGCGCUUCAACCUGCUGGUCUUCACGCUGGUCUACACCACCACCUGGGUCUUCUUCGGCCUCAUCUGGUGGCUCAUCGCCUACAUCCGCGGGGACCUGGAGCACGCCGACGACGGCGACUGGACGCCCUGCGUCAACAACCUCAACGGCUUCGUCUCGGCCUUCCUCUUCUCCAUCGAGACGGAGACCACCAUCGGCUACGGCUACCGCGUCAUCACGGACAAGUGCCCCGAGGGCAUCAUCCUGCUGCUGGUGCAGGCCAUCCUGGGCUCCAUCGUCAACGCCUUCAUGGUGGGCUGCAUGUUCGUCAAGAUCUCGCAGCCCAAGAAGCGGGCGGAGACGCUGAUGUUCUCCCACAAGGCGGUGGUGUCGCUGCGGGACGGGAAGCUGUGCCUGAUGUUCCGGGUGGGCGACCUGCGCAGCUCGCACAUCGUGGAGGCGUCCAUCCGGGCCAAGCUCAUCCGCUCCAAGCAGACCAAGGAGGGCGAGUUCAUCCCGCUCAACCAGACCGACAUCAACGUGGGCUUCGACACGGGCGACGACCGCCUCUUCCUGGUCUCGCCCCUCAUCAUCUGCCACGAGUUCAGCGAGGGCAGCCCCUUCUGGGAGAUCUCCCAGGCCCAGCUGGCUCGGGAGGAGUUCGAGAUCGUGGUCAUCCUGGAGGGGAUGGUCGAGGCCACGGGAAUGACGUGCCAGGCGCGCAGCUCGUACCUGGACUCUGAGGUGCUGUGGGGGCAGCGCUUCACCCCGGUCCUCUCCCUGGAGGAGGGCUUCUACGAGGUGGACUACGACACCUUCCACCACACCUACCCCACGCCCACGCCCGCCUGCUCCGCCCGCGAGCUGGCCGAGCUGGCCAAGAAGGGCGAGGAGAUCCCCCUCCCGCCCCCGUCGCCCCCCGAGGCCUCCGAGGAGGCCCCCGUCCCGGAAGAGGCGGGGGGCGGAGGGCAGGCGGGGGGACGCGGCGACGGAGAGGGGGACGGCGAGAACGUCACCAACGGCGACGUCGGCAAGAUGCACAGCGGAGACGAGUGACGGGUCAAAACGAAAACCUGGCGCCGGGAAAUUUUGGGUGUCCCG